AAGCCCUAGGGUGGCAAAGAAUCCUCAUCUCUCUGCUCCAAAAAGUCCAAGGGAGCAAGCUUGGAGGAAACGCUGGGUUCAACUUGAAGCCCUUCCACAGACAUUAAGUCGGUGAAAACUGUUCACUAGGAGAGGAGAAACACAAUGGCCACCAAGACAGAGUUGAGUCCCACAGCAAGGGAGAGCAAGAACGCACAAGAUAUGCAAGUGGAUGAGACGCUGAUCCCCAGGAAAGUUCCAAGUUUAUGUUCUGCUCGCUAUGGAAUAGCCCUCGUCUUACAUUUCUGCAAUUUCACAAUGAUAGCACAAAAUGUCAUCAUGAACAUCACCAUGGUAGCCAUGGUCAACAGCACAAGCCCUCAAUCCCAGCUCAAUGACUCCUCUGAGGGGCUGCCUGUUGACUCAUUUGGUGGCCUAAGUAAAGCCCCAAAGAGUCUUCCUGCAAAGGCUCCUGUGUAUGACUGGUCUCCUCAAAUCCAAGGCAUCAUCUUUGGUGCUGUUGGCUAUGGUGGCAUACUGACAAUGGCUCCCAGUGGAUACCUGGCUGGAAGAGUAGGAACAAAGCGAGUGGUUGGCAUUUCUUUGUUUGCAACUUCAUUUCUCACUCUAUGCAUCCCUCUGGCCGCUGACUUUGGAAUAGUCUUGCUCAUUGUAACUCGAAUAGUCCAGGGCCUAAGCCAGUCCUCAAUACUUGGGGGUCAGUUUGCAAUUUGGGAAAAGUGGGGCCCUCCACAUGAACGAAGCAGACUCUGCAGCAUUGCUUUAUCAGGAAUGUUACUGGGAUGCUUUACUGCCAUCCUCAUAGGUGGCUUCAUUAGUGAAACCCUUGGGUGGCCCUUUGUCUUCUAUAUCUUUGGAGGUGUUGGCUGUGUCUGCUGCCUUCUCUGGUUUGUUGUGAUUUAUGAUGACCCUGUUUCCUAUCCAUGGAUAAGCACCUCAGAAAAAGAAUACAUCAUAUCCUCCUUGAAACAACAGGUCAGGUCUUCUAAGCAGCCUCUUCCCAUCAAAGCUAUGCUCAGAUCUCUACCCAUUUGGUCCAUAUGUUUAGGCUGUUUCAGCCAUCAAUGGUUAGUUAGCACAAUGAUUGUAUACAUACCAACUUACAUCAGCUCUGUGUACCAUGUUAACAUCAGAGACAAUGGACUUCUAUCUGCCCUUCCUUUUAUUGUUGCCUGGGUCAUAGGCAUGGUGGGAGGCUAUCUGGCAGAUUUCCUUCUAACCAAAAAGUUCAGACUCAUCACUGUGAGGAAAAUUGCCACAAUUUUAGGAAGUCUCCCCUCUUCAGCACUCAUUGUGUCUCUGCCUUACCUCAAUUCCGGCUAUAUCACAGCAACUGCCUUGCUGACGCUCUCGUGCGGAUUAAGCACAUUGUGUCAGUCAGGGAUUUAUAUCAAUAUCUUAGAUAUUGCUCCAAGGUAUUCCAGUUUUCUCAUGGGAGCAUCAAGAGGAUUUUCGAGCAUAGCACCUGUCAUUGUACCCACUGUCAGCGGAUUUCUUCUUAGUCAGGACCCUGAGUUUGGGUGGAGGAAUGUCUUCUUCUUGCUGUUUGCUGUUAACCUGUUAGGACUACUCUUCUACCUCAUAUUUGGAGAAGCAGAUGUCCAAGAAUGGGCUAAAGAGAGAAAACUCACUCGUUUAUGAAGGCUGAACUCCCUUGUCCAGGCAACCACCCAGAAACCCAUUGAUGCCAUCCUUCUCCUCUGCCAAGUUUGGUAUCAGCAGCUCCAGGAAAACAACUCUGAAGUUGGACACCCACUACUUCAAAACCCCAACCCUGAUAACAGAGCCCCUGUUCAGCAGGAAGCAACCAGAUAGUCAACAACACCCCUUUCCCUUUUAUAUUAAAGUAGAAGGCAAGAAUGUUAGUCCAAACUACACCACUUUGUAAGCCUCCCCCACCUCCAUUUCUCAGACCUCGGUCAAAGUGAAACAUUCCACGGGGGUUUGGGCCAUAAGAAACAGCCUGCCUCUUAUCAUAUUCUGCUGGGAGAAAGUGCGAAAGUGCAAAGAACACCACAUUCAGCCGGAACAAGGGCUAGAACGGCCUCAUUCUGGGAACACGUAAUCAACAUUUUCCCAGGCAUUAGACCGUGCCCCCGCCAGACCCCUCCUGCCCAGACCUAUAAAUUGCCCCAGUCUUUAAGCAGCGGUGGGCCCUGACAUUAAGCUGGUCUCCCACAUCUGUAGGUCUAAUGCUGGACAUAAAGCCAGCAUUUGCUGUUAAGCCAGGCUCUCUCUCUCUCUCUCUCUCUGUGUGUGUGUGUGUGUGUGUGUGUGUGUAUAUGUCUUUCUUUAACCCAUGCCUUCCCUUCAAAACCUGAUACCCUGUAGCCAACCACUGAUGGAUACUGGCAUAUAAAUACUCUAACUUCUGUACCUUUGGUUAGGAUGAAUCUGAGGUGCAGACUACACUGUUCCCACUGCUCUCUUGUAGCAUUAGUCCAAAAUUACCUUCCUCCAGACUUGGCUUGUUUUCGUACCCUUGUUUGG
Molecule: messenger RNA, 2490 nt
Organism: Gorilla gorilla gorilla (western lowland gorilla)
Lineage: Eukaryota; Metazoa; Chordata; Mammalia; Primates; Hominidae
Gene: SLC17A3
Product: solute carrier family 17 member 3
Exons: 13
Coding region: 145-1641 (498 amino acids)
Biological process (GO): monoatomic anion transport; urate transport; transmembrane transport
Cellular component (GO): apical plasma membrane
Molecular function (GO): voltage-gated monoatomic anion channel activity; toxin transmembrane transporter activity; efflux transmembrane transporter activity
Source: RefSeq, a predicted model, not a curated record